AUUCGUGUCCCUUGGUUAGUGCGCGUCUCGGCUCCCGCGGCUGCCCCGCCUCUCUACUACACCGCUAUACUGCGCUGCAGUACUAUAUAGUACACUACUGCUCUACACAGCGACGUAUACUCUCGAGUGCUGCCAACGUGGUGCGCGCGUGCGCGUCGGCCCGGCCAAUCGGCGCGCGGCUUGACAAGACGGGGGAAGGGCGCGACGGAGAGCGCGAGGCCGCGAGCGCACCCGAGCCAGGCCUCGUCUGUCGCCGACCGCCGCCGCAGUCGGUUGUGCCUCUCAGCUCAGCAGCCAGCAGCCUUCUCUCUCUUUCUCUCUCUCUCUCUUUCGCUUCAAGUCUGUCUCACUCGCUCUCAUCGCCGACCGUCUUCGUCGUCUUUGUUCGGGAAGGCAAGUAGCACAGUUUUCCAAAUUUCACCGCGGGACUCAGUUUUCGAACGCGACGUUCUGCUGCAUCGAAUUUUUUCGAAUUUGAAUUAUACCGCCGCGAAUUGCACUACGCUCUCGGUUUUGUGUCAGCGAGGGAUCGAAGAAGAGGGACGCAAGAGACACGAGGUUUAUUGAAGAUAAAACGACCUCGCGUCGACGAAAACAGAGGAUCGGUUAAAACGUCCGGCGAUAUAGGAAGCGCAAGCCAUGUCGUCGGAGAAGGAGAAGGACCUGCAGAAGGAGCUGGAGAUGCUGAAGAAGAAGGAGCGCGAUCGGGAGAAGGAACUCCAAAAGGAGCUUCAGCGUCUCAAGGCCAAACAGGAGCAACGCGAGAAGGAGCUUCAGAAGGAGCUGGAGAGACUGCGCAAGAAGGAGAUGCAGCUGGAGCAGGACAAGCAGAAGGAGCUGGAGCUGAAGAAGCUGAAGCAGAAGCAGAAAGAGGAGGAAAAGCUCAAGGAGCGAGAGAAGCAGAAACAAAAGCAGGAGGAGAAGCAGAGGGAGAAGGAGAAGCUGAAGGAGCUGGAGAGACAGAAGAAGCUGGAGAAGCAGAAGCAGAAGGAGCUCGAGAAGAAGGCGAUGACUAAGGACUCGGUGAGCGUGUCCAUCACCACCGUGGAGAAGAAGCAGGAGAAGAAGAAGUGAGUCGUCGCAUGCUGAGCAUAUGCGGAGCCUUGAGCAACUUCAUACGGAGGAGAGCUGUCCGUCUCGAUGUAUGUGACUGGAAGAUUCUAGGCGCGCGAAUUCGUAUAUGGGAAAAAGCGUCAUUGAACAGUUUGAUUGGACUGAGACGUCGAGGUGGACUUGGUUGUAUUAGAAAUUGUAUCGCAUAUCGAUUCUAGCCAAUUUGUACAUAACAAAACGAAAUGACGAAAUACUUUCGAAUUUUGCAGCGACGUUGGGACUAUCGGGCACUUAAUCGCAAGUGUAAAGGCUUCGGAUGGUCAACAAGCUAUAUUAGACGAUUAUGCACAAAAAGAAAAACUGCCGCUUUUCCGUGUCAAGUUGUUUGCGUUCGAUUCUCCCUAAUAAACUCGUAUCAAAAAGACUCGUAUACGAAAGACUAAUGAACCUGUAAAUUAUAUACUCAUGUAUAUUAUACUAACGAUUAAUUAUAUAUAAUAACCUUUUAUAAAAACUGUAUACACACAGCAGGCCGAAUAAAAGUUUGAAAACAGAGAAGAAAAACCGAA
Molecule: messenger RNA, 1622 nt
Organism: Nasonia vitripennis (jewel wasp)
Lineage: Eukaryota; Metazoa; Arthropoda; Insecta; Hymenoptera; Pteromalidae
Exons: 2
Coding region: 640-1074 (144 amino acids)
Source: RefSeq, a predicted model, not a curated record